UCUCGAACGAAGAUGUCACAGUUCCCGUCUGCGCCCCAGCCGGGAGCUUACACUCCCCCGAAUCAGAAUACCCCCGUUCCGCAGCCUCAAUAUGGCUACCAACAGCCGCAAGCUUCCGCACCUUACGGGUCAUCGGCAUCGGUGCAUGGCUCUAGCCAACAGCAUGGCACCAAUAAGCCCACAAACGCCUUUGGUCAAGCUUUCAACCAGGCCGUCACUCAGGGAAAGCCAAUGCUGAACAAGCUAGGCAAGUCCAUCAGCUCCAAGCUUGGAAAUAAGCCAACUAGUCCGACGACACCGCAGCAUCUUCAGAACUACCAGACAUAUCAGCAAAGCCAGCAACACAAUCAACAGUCAAAUCAGCAGCAGUAUCCGCCCCAGCCCUACCAAGCUCAAGGCCAAUAUUCGAACCCGCAGCCUGAACAGCAGAACCCUUACUUCUCAUCCCAACAGGCACCAUACCAACAACCCCACCAUGCAGGCACUGUCUACAAUCCUCAGCAAUCCUCCACCCCCUCGAAUCACCCCACGAACCCUCCGCCGCCUGCUCAUGUGGGAUACAAACCUGCUGGAUACGGACAGGGCGAAUAUGUAGCAGGGCAACACCAGGACCAGCCGCCACAGGGACAUUACAACCCAGGACAAGCGCAACACCAGACAUAUUUCCAUCAAAAUCAAGCAUUACCAGAGUCUGGACAAGAGAGUGGGGUCAUUGGAAACUCACAACCUCCAGUUCAAUUUGCCAGCUCUGUACCGCCGCCCCCACCUUCAAACCCGCAGCAGCCAUGGGGAUCACAUCCCGGACAGCAUCCCUCUAUCGGUCAAGCCACGACUACGCCUACACAGCAUCAACAGUUGUACAAUCAGGCUCCUCCCCCUCCGCAAGCUCCGCAAGCUGCCGAACAACAACAGGCGUGGUCGCAGCCACCUCCUCAAACUCCUCAAACUGCAAAUGAGCAGCAACAAUGGCCACCUCAUAGUGCACAACAGACAACUGGUAUUACACAGCACCAAUCAUUCAACCCCAGCCCUCCACCUCUGCAAUAUCACGCAGCACCACCAGUUCCUCCCCAUCCAAACCAACAGCAGCCGCAAUGGAACCCGGCAUCGCCAGCCAGCUCGCAAGCUCCGAUGCAUAGCCCUAUUCCACCUUCGGUGAGCCCUGCACUUUCUCAGCCUCCGACUCCAGCACCUCUGCCAGCAGCACCUCAAGCUGUGCCUCCGCCCACCGAUUUUGUAGCAGAAUUGCCAGCCGAUAUGGCCAACCUUAGCAUGGCGGAAGGCUCGCAAGGGAUGCCCCCGUCGAAUAACCCGGCACACCCUUCAUACCAGCCAUAUCGACCAGCGGGAAGUCAAAGCACGUCGCCUCAACAACGGAGGUUCUCUAUCGCAAGAAGGGCAGUGAGCACGAGCAGCCUGCCAGUAGCGGAUCCAUGGAGGUUUGCGGACCCAGCAACUGAGUUGCCGACACGAGAGUUUUACAUGAUUGCGGAUCUGAUAUACGAUGCGAUCGACGGCAAGUUCGAGCCCAAAAACACAGGGUUGCUAGAGGCGAACAAGGUAUUGGAGAGCUGGAAGGUACUGGGACUGGCUGAAGACGCCGCGCAAGUUUUUGCUUACGACUCGUAUAAAGGCUUUGCGAAAUUGUGGAGCCUCGAGGGCAUACCUCACGUCAUGGUUCCUUGUCAGGCAUUGUUGACGCCUUUGUGGAAUUUCCAGCCGCAAACUCAUUCGGAAGCAAUGAAGGUUCCUAUGGGCAUGGUUUUGGGAGACGUUGUCGAGACAACGUACGUGGCGGCGAUCAAUCGCGCGGGCUUUUACAAGUACUUCUUCCUCGAGAUGAUGCACGAGCCUGAAAGUCUGGAAGCCAUGCUGAGCAAACUCUGCGCGGAGACGUACAACCCGAGCAUGCUGAAUCAACCCGACGUCCAGAAGCGUGAUCGUAGCAACACAUUGCCUGGGGUUGCUGCGCAAGCGGCCACGAUCCGAAGCGCAUGCGUGUCCGUUGUGACUAAGGAAACAUCUGCGCUGAUGCAACAGAGCGCACGCAGCGCGAACCAAAGUUCUGUUGCUAGCACGGCAGGGCAAACAUCGGCUGUACCGGGGGAUAGCAACCAGCAACAAGGGCAACCGGGGCAGACGGGUAGCGGUGGGACUAUGACGGCGGACGAGCAAAUGUUGGUACAGAUGCACAGUCUGAAGAUGCAACAGCAGUUCAAUCACAUGAUGGCGGCGACCAUGGUGGGCGGGCUGGGGGCGCCGAACUAUGGAGGAUUGAUUUAA
Molecule: messenger RNA, 2283 nt
Organism: Periconia digitata
Lineage: Eukaryota; Fungi; Ascomycota; Dothideomycetes; Pleosporales; Periconiaceae
Source: the annotation of a GenBank genome assembly